Molecule: messenger RNA, 2975 nt
Organism: Limulus polyphemus (Atlantic horseshoe crab)
Lineage: Eukaryota; Metazoa; Arthropoda; Merostomata; Xiphosura; Limulidae
Product: MDS1 and EVI1 complex locus protein EVI1-B-like
Exons: 3
Coding region: 202-2646 (814 amino acids)
Biological process (GO): regulation of transcription by RNA polymerase II
Cellular component (GO): nucleus
Molecular function (GO): RNA polymerase II cis-regulatory region sequence-specific DNA binding; DNA-binding transcription activator activity, RNA polymerase II-specific
Source: RefSeq, a predicted model, not a curated record
CGUACGACUUCUUUCUAAGACUUCGUGCACGCGCUUGCCUAGAUCACAUGCACGUGCUCAUCACGCUAGUUUGUUAAACAGUGCUGCACCCUGUCGGGUUAUUGUUUUUUGAAUAUUAUGAGCGUUUAUAUGGUAUGAAAUCUGCAGGUAUAAGAUAAAUUGGCCCAUCAUUGUUACAACGAUAGUACACUGAUAUUCGGUAUGAGAAAGAGCCUCAACGGACUUGAAACGAUCUUUCCAACUUCUGACCACGAGAGCGGAACUUCAACUGUCCCUCUAUACGAAGGGGCCCAAGUGGUGGGCGAUAUAAACAAACCAGAAUCACAUCUGAGAUUGAAAACACUCAACCAUAUCCAGCAUAGCAUGAGGUUAACUGACCAAUUGAGUACAACAUCACGAACAAAUCCAGAAGACGCUGACUACCACGAAAAGGAAUACAAGUGUGACCAGUGUCCCAAAAUUUUUCAUUGGAAAAGUAAUUUAAUACGCCACCAGGGGGCACACGACGAUUCUCGUAACUAUAUGUGCGAAAACUGCAAUAAAGUGUUUACAGAUCCCAGCAACUUGCAGCGCCAUAUCCGUUCUCAACAUAUUGGAGCACGUUCUCACGCCUGUCCAGAUUGCGGGAAAACAUUCGCAACAUCUAGUGGCCUGAAACAGCAUAUGCAUAUCCACAGCAGUGUAAAGCCUUUUCGGUGUGAAGUCUGUUUGAAAGCAUACACACAAUUUUCUAAUUUGUGUCGACACAAGAGGAUGCAUGCCAACUGUCGAAUGCAAGUAAAAUGUCAUCGAUGUGGUCAGAGAUUUUCGACGGCUUCUUCUCUGUCUAAGCAUAAGAGAUUUUGUGAAGGGAACAGCUUACAGAAUGGUAGUAGUGUCAUACCCGAACAGCCCAAUUAUCUUCAAAACACAGAAAUGUCAAAUAGUUCAAACCUAACACCUACAUCACUACCAUUCUACCCCAAACCGUGGUUUCCAAAUUAUCCGUCACCUGUUAUGGGUUACCCUAUGUUUCCUAUGGCAUCAAUAUCACCCUUUCAUUCCCUGUUAUCUAGCAACCAGCUGUCAACAGCAUUAAAUACUUUUCAUCUUAACCAGCUUCGGGCAUAUAACAGUAUUUCUGGAGGAGAGCCUGUCUUAAGUCAACAUGGGUCCUCUUCUGAAGGCAAAUACUCCAAAAUGUCAGAAGAUCAGAAAUCAGAUAAAGAAGAUCUUCUAAUGUCUCAAAACGAAGACGAUGAGGAAGAAGAAUUCGAAAACCUCUCUGAUGAGAAGAAAUCUUCCUGGAGAUCUUACCCGAAAAUUCAAGAAAUUCGUGAAUCAAUUGCUUUCCAUAAAGGAUCUCAAGAAGCCAACCAUUUGAACAUUCCUAGUCAAUUUCACUUUUCAGAGAGCAACAAAUUGGCAUUAGAAGAACAUGCGUCAGAGCCUUGUAACUUGCCUUAUGAUUUAAGUAAGUCUUCUGUUCCUAAAGAAGAGAGCGGCAAAAAGGAAGAUAUAAAAGCGAUUGACGAACCGCUCGAUCUAAGAGUAAUAUCAAAGAAAGAUAUUCUAGAUGGUUCUAAAAACAACACGGGUGAAUCAGAAAAUGAGGUAAUAGAUUCGAAAAAAGAAACGCAACACAUAGAGCCGAAAAAAAAAUUUCAAAACAUAUUAUUGACAAAUGGUUCUACAUCGCCUAAUACUCGAAUUCAAGUAAAAGCUACCAGCCCAUCUCACCAAUUAAAACCUGCAGCAACUGCUAUAUCUCAAUUUUCAGGUUUGUUGGGAGGUCCAUCUGUCGGUAUUCCUUACCGAGGCCCAUUUUUCAAUCCUGGUUACACAAAUGGUACUUUUAAUCCUUUCAGUUAUAUUCCAUCAUAUUUCACACCAGGAAAAAGGAUCUUGGAAGAAAUGAACCCUUUGCUCUCUAGAAAACAAAAAGAACGGUAUUCCUGUAAGUUUUGUGGUAAGGUGUUUCCCCGCUCUGCCAAUCUCACUCGCCAUCUUAGAACGCAUACAGGAGAACAGCCGUAUAAAUGCCAGUACUGUGAGAGGUCAUUCAGUAUUUCUUCCAACCUCCAACGUCAUGUUAGGAACAUCCACAACAAAGAGAAACCGUUCAAGUGUACACUGUGUGAUCGUAGCUUUGGACAACAGACUAACCUGGAUCGACACUUGAAGAAACAUGAGUCGAUGUUAUUCGACGAUUGUUUUAAAGAACUAGAAGAAGAUGAAGAAAUGGUAGAAGUAGAAGAUUCCCAGACUAUUACAUGCACUCCCGUGAACACCGUGAAAUUAAGAAGACAAGAUGAAGGCGGCGAUCCAUCAGAAUCUCCCUGCUCCAUAAACUCUGAAGAAGAAGACGAAGAACUUCAUACUUACAAUGACCUACACGAGAACCAAAGUACUCCAGUCAUAGGCAUGCCAAGCCCUCAGUAUGAUAUUAAACUGAAAAGUGGUCCAUCUUCUAUAGAAACGGUGUCACAAUCCGAAACCACUCCUGUCAGCAGUUCUUUUCUGCCCAACAUAUCAUGGUCAGUGGUCACUAAGGGUACAAAUGGUGUCCAAAAACAUUUUACUAACCAAGAUGUUGAAUUCACAACGAAGACCCACAAAGAGGUGCCUUACACAAUGACUGGGAAGAACUGUAUGGUGAUGGUUUAAUCUACAAGUACAGAAUUGUCUCUCACUAAUUUAUCUUCUUUAAUACUCCUACAUGUUCUAGUGAGGUUUAGUCAUGAAAUAACAUACUGCUAACUUAAAAAUAAUUAUUAUCACCUUGAUAUGUUAUGUUUCCCACCAAAUUAUCUUUCUGUGUAUUGUCCGUUCUUUAGGAAUCUUUAGAUAUUUGUAGUUACUUAAUUUCUGAGCCAUUUAAUGUACAGGAGACAAUAUCCUAAACUAAUCAUGAGUUGUUUGUUUUUGAUUGGUGUUCAUGUAAAAGAAAAUAUCUUGUUUGGUUAUUCUUCCAAUAAAUAACAUAAAUUGAGUAA